This is a messenger RNA of Parathielavia appendiculata, 2350 nucleotides long. RefSeq names its product flavoprotein. The record is from RefSeq and is a predicted model, not a curated record. Gene Ontology annotation, molecular function: phosphopantothenoylcysteine decarboxylase activity; FMN binding. The coding region runs from base 378 to 2180 and encodes 600 amino acids. NCBI's taxonomy places the organism in Eukaryota, Fungi, Ascomycota, Sordariomycetes, Sordariales, Chaetomiaceae. The transcript has a single exon. Gene Ontology annotation, biological process: coenzyme A biosynthetic process. Gene Ontology annotation, cellular component: phosphopantothenoylcysteine decarboxylase complex.
UCAUGAAGCAGGCAGCUUGGGCACCGGAGUGGCGAUGGCGAGCAUAUCAAGACACCAGGAACCCCGCAAAACAGACGACAACGUCGAGCUGAAGCCACCCAUCACAUAAAAUUUUAGAGUCCCGUCUGCGAUAUUCUGCCUGACCUUAGCCACUCUGUAUUUCCUGACACCGUCGUGUCAUCGUUCGGAGUGCUGGACCACAUCUUCUUCUCUCCAGAUCCCAGCGCUCAUUCGGAUUGGUGGAUUUUCAACCAUUUUAUAUCGACACCGCUGGCCGAAUCGAGAUAUUGCGUGAGGGAAUACACCAGCCCUAUCGCAGCUUGCAUCCAGCAUCGGCAGUUUUGAGCCGGUGCCUGUGGCCAACGCCAGCCACGACCAUGUUAGAAGCCUACCCAAGCCCGCAGCUCCGGGGGCGUGACCGUCAACUUGGCAUCGACAGAGCGUCGUCCAAUUCACUGCUCAAUGAAUCACAGCGCCCGCGCCCGCUGCGUCUGCUAGUCGCCGCCAAUGGCUCAAAAGACGUGGCCUUUGCCGAGGCCAUCGCCGUUCGCCUCUCUAAAGAGUCGCAGAUCGACACACGAGCCAUCGUUGACGACAUGACGCACAGGCUGGCACAAGAGAUUAUCGUGCUGCAGAACCUGGGCUUGAGGCGGGGCGUCCCCGGUGGCACCACCUUCAAGGACUUCCAGGAUAUCCAGCUAGAGGCUUCCAGGCUGGUCGAGUGGGCCGACCUUCUCGUACUGGCUCCCAUCGACGCGGACACGCUCGCCAAGAUGAUGUGUGGGAUAUCCGACACGCUGCUGCUGGAAGUGUUGCGGGGCUGGGAUGCCUCCAAGAGGAUCCUCAUGAUUCCCGGCAUGAGCACCCAGAUGUGGGAGAACCCCGUCACGAAGCGUCAGAUGAGCAAACUGCAUCGCAAGUGGGGAUGGAUCAGAGUGAUGCCCCCCAUCCUUUGGCACUACGACCAGAGCACGCCCAACCCCAAGCGCGUCGUCGAGUGGGAGGGCUUUAACGAGCUCCUCGGCAUCAUCAAGAACCAAGCCGACUUCCUCAAGCUCGGCCACGAUAUCGAGGUCAACGCGCAGCCCAACACACCGCCAGCGGUCAAGACGAAGGCGCAUAGCCCCCUCCCACCGGAGAUCUGGAGCAUGAUCUUCGAGUUCACCAACGACUGGGAGCUAGCCACCUCCCUAGGCGUCUUCACCACGCUCGAGAUGCCCAGUAGUCAAGGCUGGCGGCGCGAGCCCAAGGACCCCAAUGAUCCGCUCCAAGUCUUCAUGCACGACCUCGAAUGGACACUCUUGACAGCUGACACACAGGCAAUCUGCGACAAGCUGGCCCACGCGCCGCCCACCUUCCACGACCUCUCGGCCCUCGCCGUGCACCUCAUCUUCAAGUUCUCCCUCACGGGCGUGCUCAGCUACAUCGAGGCCAACCUGCCGCACAUCUUCAAGUGCUUCGACGGCAAGACGAUGCCGACCAAGGCGUCGGCGCCCUACGGCCGCACCGCCAUUCUCGACUGGUGGGCGCGCUCGCCGUCCUUCCUCGAGAAGCAGUACGGCGUCGAGGCCCUCAACCACGCCUCGGGCCGCGGCUUCGUCCACGUGCUCGAGUGGUGGCGCCGCUCCGGCCUGCCGCUCAAGUACGACGAGCAGGCCUUUGAGAUGGCCUCGGCCCAGGGCCACGUGCAUGUACUGGAGUGGUGGCGCGACGCGAGCUUGCAGGACCCGACGAUUACCAUCAAGCCCGGCCGGUCGCUGCUCGCGGCGGCGCAGUGGGGCCAGCUGGCGGUUAUACGCUGGUGGGAGGAGAGCGGUAUCCCCGUAGGCCACCAGGAUGCCGUGUGUAAGAUGGCGAGUCGGUGGGGGCAGGUCAAGGUGCUGGAUUUGUGGAGGCAGUUGCGGGGGGACGAUAAGCUGCAGUUUGACAACCAGAUAUUGGUUGACGCGACAUUUCAUGCGCAUAUCCCGGUGUUGGAGUGGUGGCGGAAAUAUGCGCAUGGGGAACUGCCCGGUAUGGGGGGACGGAGAGGGAAUAGGGUCGAGUAUAAGACGAUGGAUAUCGAGGAGGCGUUGGAGGACUCGUUGGGAGAUCAAACCAAGGUCAGGAGAUGGUGGGCUGAGAACGGGCUCAACUUGGGGCUCGGCACGAGCGAGUGGAUGAAGAUACGGUGUUUGUGAUGACUCGGACCGAGGGAGGGUGUGAUUUAUGAGCGAUGACGAUCAUUUCGGUCAUUGGGAGAAGCAUUCAGUGGCACAGCAUGGCAGGGACUCUUAGCGAAGAUGCAUGGCUAACAUAUGGGGUAUCUCUAAAAUAGCAAUGAAACAUGAAUCUAAGCAAACUUGGCCGG